Molecule: messenger RNA, 3770 nt
Organism: Cydia strobilella
Lineage: Eukaryota; Metazoa; Arthropoda; Insecta; Lepidoptera; Tortricidae
Exons: 7
Coding region: 88-1044 (318 amino acids)
Source: RefSeq, a predicted model, not a curated record
CUAGAAACAUAGUUAUCAAUGUUUCAUUUACUUCAGAAAAGGGUAGAACGCUGCGCGGACUGACUCAUUUUAUCUAUAAACAGUAUAAUGUAUAAGGCACUAGUGUUCGUGUAUUUUACUGUGAUUUUAAACGGAAAUCCCAUAGUUCACGCUUUCAGAGAAUUUAAUGUAAAUGGCGCGGUGAAGAUUCUAGCGUUGGAAAAUGAAAAGAUAAAUAUACAAUGUAAGCAGGAUACCCCCAUGGCUUAUUGUGGCUUUGUACACCCAAGCGGCAAAAGGUUUUCAUUUUCAGGAAGCGAGCUCACAAACGGACACUGUGCCAUACCCAUCAAUGCGACUCGUCAGGAUGUAGGCGAGUGGAGAUGCCAUAUAGGACGAAAGCUUACAGGUGUAGAAGAUCUGCAGAUAAUCGAACUUCGUGUCGUCGACAAAGUAGCGGCAAUACACAACAACAUAAAAACAGUUCACCGCAAAGAUGUCACAUUAGAGUGCGCGACCACGGAGGGCUAUAGCCCACUGAGUUACUGCCGCUUUGAGCCCCCUAAUGGCGCGCCUUUCAGUAUUGAUUCAGCAGUGAAUUACACGACAUCAAUCCUCGGCCGCUACUACUUCCCGCAAAACAAGAGCUUGGAUCGAGGAGAUUGUGCUGUGACAAUCAGGAAGGUGAAAUACGAAGAUGUGGGAAUUUGGACUUGCGGAGCUGGUCUUAGUGACGGGAAGGAGUAUACGGACACAGUGGAAUUGAUCGUAGAAGGCAUAUACUCCAUGUCAACAGCAUCAGCCACAGGGGUGACCUUCGGCGCGAUAGGUAUCGGGGCGUUCCUGAUCAUCCUCGGGUACCUUGGCUGGAAGAAGAGGAGCUUCCUCGGGGUAGCGCCGAGGCAGGAAGGGCACGACGAAGGGCACGAAAUGGGGGAAAUUCCGCAGGCCCGGAACUCGCCACAAAGUAGAAGAUCAUCCAUCAGUAGACGCUCGCCGCAGACCAGUUCAGUGCCCAUUGUGGUCGUCCAAUCACCGUCAGAAACGGGCUCGCCUCAUAACUAGUAGACAGGAGGUGAUCGAACCAUAGAAGCGACAGACAAGAUUAACCCAGGUAGCAAAGUGACGUCAGCGAGGUCAUAGUGACGUCAUUUAUACGUCAUAAUGACGUAACGGACGUAUAAAUGCUACCUGGGAACCCUUUGAACGCCACGACUAUCGUGCGCAGCGCGUCAUUAUGAACCUUGUCGAAAUGAACGAAGGUUGAUAUCGGCAGUCGAAAGGUUAAUAGUCUCCAAUUUAUUCGUCCAAUCAAACCAGAAACAAGAAGAGGAGACGAUCGACUAAUACAAGCAACAGACAAGUUUAGUAGUCGUCCAAUCAGCGUCAGAAACGGUCUCCCCUAAUGUCAUUGAUCACUAGUAGAUAGUAGACGGAGACACGAUAAUAGAAUGCCCAGUUGUCGAAUCAGCGUCAGAAAUGCAGUGCCGGAUUAAGCCAGCGCGGGGCCUGUAGCAAAUUCUAUCAUGGGUCCCAUAGAUUGUUUUAAUUUUGUCGUAAGGAGUGAAACUUAGGUUUUUUACGGCCACAAUGCGUAGGUGCGCGAGGCCUCCAAACGCGCGGGGCCCGUGGCAUUUGCUACUUUUGCAAGAAACGGGUCGGGGCAACGAAACCGACCGAUCGGAAACUUCGGUCUGAUACUUACUAAUGACAAUAUGAUCAGUAGACGGGAGGGAAGGCGGAGAGACAGACGAUUAAUAGGCCAGGCCAGGUACAGGCCAGUACUGUCCGAACGAAAAGAACCGAAAACAUGAUUUUUAUACCGAAACCGAAAGUUUGGCCAGACACUACUAGUUUCGGCGCGGCCGAAAGGUUUGGUAGUUUGGCUGAAACCGAACGUUCGGUCGGACACUAGGUACAUACUCGCCUUGUUGUCUUUAGUGUACAUUAGGGCGAUCAAGAUGUAUAUAAAAUGUUAAACGUAUAUAAAGCGGCGGAGAUAUAUUUAAUAAAAUAAUUGAAUUGGUUCCCAAAGUUGUUAAAAAGAUUUGUAAUUAUAUUAUGUUAAUUUGAACCCGUUUGCUAUAAAAGUAAAUAGAAGUAGUAAUGGAGAAAAAAAAUGGAAUGAAAGUGAUACUCAUCGUUUUCCUGGUCCUAAUAUAUAACCUAGUGACACUUCUAUUCUUGUUAAAUCUAUGCUAAGGUGUACCUAUUUAUUUGUGUAAUUUCCAAAGUCACUCUAAUAUUAGAGUAACAUUUUUUUCGUUAAUCUAAAACAAUUGGAUUACCCGAAUACACCAUAAGGAUCUCCCCAGACAUAUCGACGUGGAAUCGGCAAAACACGAUAGGAAAAACCUUUGUCUGCGCAAUAAAUAAAAGCGAAAAAGCCGGCAGGCGUCGGCCGAUGCGAGCCGAGCCGAACGACGACUUUUUCACUCUUAUUGCGCAGACAUAAAGCUUUUUCCUAUCGGCUUUUGCCGAUUCCGCGUCGAUGUAUCUAGGGAGACCCUAUUUAUAUAUAAACAUACGCUAUCUAGUCGCUAUUUGUAAUCAAAUAGGCAAUAUAAAUCAAUAUCAUAUUAAAGCAGAAAUAAAACAAUAAAAUAUUUUUAUGCACCGUUUCGUUUUUAUUUUUUUAUUUUUUUUAUAUUGUUUAGACUUUUAGUGUAAGGCCUGAGUGGUAGCUCGAAGCGGAGCGUUCGGCGGGGCGUGCAGCGUGGCGUCGGGCUCACAAGUGAUUUGAGCAGCGUGCACUAAGGCCGCUCCUAUACGUUUGCAUUUGUUUAACAUGCACGCCGCACGCCCCGCCCCGCUGCACGCCCAACUCGAGCGUCCACUCAGGCCUUACUCUUAGAGUAACACCCUGUCUCUGAUCGGAUGCACGAGUUAAUUGUAGUGAUUCUGAUAAACAUAUGUGUACUUAUUGUAUGUAUUGCACAAUACAAGUGUUAUUGAGCUUACUGUGGGACUAUACAGCCUAUAUCUUUAGGUAGUUAAAUAAAUGUCGGUAAACAAUGUGUUUUUACAUUUUCGGGUACUUGAAACAUUUAUCAGUUAACCAACCAAAUAGAAAACUGCCUGUUAAUCGUAUUAUUUUUUUAUCUGCCCUCAAAUGGCUAAAUAUUGGGUCUCGUUUUACUAGGGCGAAGUAAUGGCGUAUAUUACAAAACUAAAUUACUAUUGAUUAAUCAAAUCAUUCCGAUAUAUUCCUAUUAACAAAAUAGCAUGAUUACAGCAGCUUCGUUGUUACGUUGAGUAAGUAAUAUAUGUAGUAAAACUUCUAAAAAUUUUGGUUUUUCGAGUUAAAUUAAUUGACUUGAAGAAUUGUCUUGCCCAAUAAAAUGCCUAAUUGUGGUUUGUUUACAUUCUUUUAACCUUUUGGACGCCAAUGACCGAUAUAUACGCACCGUAGUUUCAACGCCAAAGACCGAUUAAUAGGUCAUAGACCACAGAGCAACAUAGACCUACAUGCAUAUGCAUAAAGUUCAAUUUCAAUUUUGACACUUCGGUGACGUGGCAUCUUGAUGACUGCUUUUGUGUUUGACAUACAUACAUACAUACAUACAUAUAAUCACGCCUAUUUCCCGGAGGGGUAGGCAGAGACCACGGAUUUUCACUUGCUACGAUCCUGACAUACCUCUUUCGCUUCCUUCACUUUCAUAACAUUCCUCAUACACGCUCGCCGGUUUAGGGUGCUCUUGACCUGGCCUUUCUUCAGCAUUUCCCCGAUCUGGUCAGAGAAAGUCCGCCGAGGUCUGCCCCUUCCAACUCCCGUUUCUACCUCUCCCUUA